This is a messenger RNA of Dendrobium catenatum, 1455 nucleotides long. RefSeq names its product probable L-ascorbate peroxidase 6, chloroplastic/mitochondrial. NCBI's taxonomy places the organism in Eukaryota, Viridiplantae, Streptophyta, Magnoliopsida, Asparagales, Orchidaceae. Gene Ontology annotation, molecular function: heme binding; peroxidase activity. The transcript is spliced from 12 exons. Bases 11 to 1357 code for a protein of 448 amino acids. The record is from RefSeq and is a predicted model, not a curated record. Gene Ontology annotation, biological process: cellular response to oxidative stress; hydrogen peroxide catabolic process; response to reactive oxygen species.
ACGCAAAACUAUGUUAGCUGGAACUCUCCCAGCUGUCAGAUUCUUAGGGCGUGUGCUGGCGGCUCACCAAGUAAUGGCGGAACGACUCUACCCGUCCACUUCCUUGUCCUGCAUCGGCGCAUGCUUCCUCCGGUCGGCGUCCAAGCGAGCUAUGAUCCGAUCAGCCCUCCCUCUCUUCGCUAGUCGCCGGCUAUCCUCCCUUCGAGCUGUCGCCGCUUCUCUCCGUCCGUCGCCGCUCGACCCUGUCCACAUCCGCCUCUUCCAGGAUGCGGGCGGACGCUCGCUAAGCUCGUCUCCUGGAUCCGCGGCGGCGGCGAAGUCUGCGGCUUCGGAUCCGGUGCAGCUUAGGAGCGCAAGGGAAGACAUUCGGGAGCUCCUUAAGGCAACGUUUUGCCAUCCCAUACUGGUUCGCUUGGGAUGGCAUGAUUCUGGUACAUAUGACAAGAACAUUGAAGAGUGGCCACAAAGGGGUGGAGCUAAUGGAAGCUUGAGAUAUGAUAUAGAGUUGAAACAUGGAGCUAAUGCUGGUCUUGUAAAUGCUUUGAGGCUUCUUCAGCCUAUCAAGGAUAAGUACUCUGGUGUAACCUAUGCUGAUUUAUUUCAGCUAGCAAGUGCUACAGCUGUGGAGGAAGCUGGUGGUCCCAAAAUUCCAAUGAAGUAUGGAAGAGUUGAUGUCAUUGGACCUGAGCUGUGCCCUGAAGAAGGCAAACUUCCUUCUGCUGGGCCACCAUCUCCGGCUGAUCAUUUGCGGGAAGUUUUUUAUAGAAUGGGAUUUAAUGACAAGGAAAUAGUAGCAUUGUCUGGUGCACAUACUUUGGGAAGGUCUAGACCGGAGCGUAGUGGUUGGGGAAAAUCAGAAACAAAGUAUACAAAAGAUGGGCCUGGAGCACCUGGAGGACAGUCAUGGACAGUGCAAUGGCUGAAGUUUGAUAAUAGUUACUUCAAAGAUAUAAAAGAGCAGAAGGACGAGGAUCUUCUAGUUUUGCCUACUGAUGCCAUAUUAUUUGAUGAUCCAUCCUUUAAGAUCUAUUCUGAGGAAUAUGCUCAGGAUCAGGAUUCGUUCUUUAAGGACUAUGCUGAAGCCCAUUCUAAACUCAGUAACCUUGGAGCAAAAUUUGAUCCACCAGAGGGAAUCUCAAUAGAUGAUGAUGGAAAGGGAUCAAUUCCUGAGCCAUUUCAAGCAGCAAAAUAUUCAUCUGGAAAGAGAGAACUGUCCGAGGCUAUGAAGCAGAAGAUCAGAAGAGAGUAUGAAGCCGUUGGGGGCAGUCCAGAUAAGCCCCUUAAAUCUAAUUACUUUCUUAAUAUCAUGAUCGCAGUUGCUUUGCUGGCUUUUUUGACAUCUCUGCUUGGAAACUGAAUUUUUCUAUGACAGGUUUUACCUUUUUUUUUUUUUUUUAGGUGUAAACAUUUAAAAAUAAUUUGAUUUUAAGAACAAUGAGCUGCUUUUAUUAUCGA